Lates calcarifer (barramundi perch) is the source of this 2319-nucleotide messenger RNA. Its product is annotated as tetraspanin-8. NCBI's taxonomy places the organism in Eukaryota, Metazoa, Chordata, Actinopteri, Centropomidae. The record is from RefSeq and is a predicted model, not a curated record. Bases 251 to 1021 code for a protein of 256 amino acids. Gene Ontology annotation, cellular component: membrane. The transcript has 9 exons.
AAAUGACCUUCGCGACCACAAUGCAAGGAUGAAUUCUGAUUCCUGAACGCUAAUCCCACACAUCCUACCAUUUCCGACUGCACCUGAACGCGUCACAGACCCCUCAUCCUCUACAUCACAGUGACGUCCUGUGCGGAUAAAUAGACAGAUAGAUGCCCUUACAGUUAAAAUCACUGGUCUGUAGCUAAUAGCCCAAACAUUUGCUUUAUGUGAACGAGUCGUAUCGACGCCUGGGAGCAGCGGCAGCAGCAUGCAGCGGAGCGCAGUGGUCGUGGUGGCGGAUAAAACGAGCCUGAAAAGGCCGUUUAUUUUUGCAAAUGCUGUCCAUAUGGCGCUGUGCUUCUUCAUGCUGACGAUGACAGUAGCCUGGCACAGAGACCUCAUACAGACUGGCAAACUGGUAUCCAGUGUGUCUGUAGUGUUAAUGUACGUCAUAGAGAUCGGCUGCCUGCUGCUGUCAGUGCUCGGUGUGUUCGGAGCCUGCAAAGGAAAGAGAUGGUGUUUGAUUCUGUAUGCUACCGGGAUGGCAGCAGCCAGUCAGACAAUAAUCGUCAGAACAGCGCUAAGUUACCAGGAUAUUUAUGAGAAACGUGUUGUUCGGGAGGAGUCCAAGCUGUUGGCCUUGAUGCCACUCAGUGGAACAAGCAAAGCCAACAGGACCCUGCUGUAUAGUAUUCAAGAAGAAUUUGAGUGCUGUGGUCUUAUUGAGGGCUACAAAGACUGGGGCUCUUUCAUCCCUGCCUCCUGCAACUGUCAGUAUCCAGGAAAAUGUAUUCGACUACGGGGCAGCGCUACACUCGGGGCUCCAAAGAACCAGUAUGUUUAUCAAGAGCCUUGCCUACCGAUUUACGUUUCCGAACUAAAGCUGGCAUUCUCACUGGCGAUGGGUAUACAGUUUGGAAGUGGAGUGUUUUGGAUGGUUUUACUUGUUAUGAGCAUCAAGCUGAUGGGCCAGAUAAAAAGGAAACAGGAGUUCAUGGCUCUUCUCCAAUCAAACAGAUACGUUCCCGGAGCCUUCUGAUCACCCAGUACAUUGUAAUACUUAGAAAUUAUUAUCCAGCAUACCUUGUUUGAAUUUGCACAUGUAAACGCAUUAUGCUGUAUACCAUAACCUGGCUAUUUUGUGCUAUAGCUACAUAUGUUAAAUUAUGAUUUUCUAAGUGUUAAUGCAUGUAACUGAUGUUGAAAAGUAAUCUACAUGCAUAGAUCAAAUUCAGAUUUUUUUUUACUGCUGUACAACAAUGCAGUUUAAUGACAUUAAGUAAUCCUUAGUAAUCAUCACAUUUUCUCGUGCCCUGAAUGAAUAUCUUACCGAGCAUUAACCAGCCAUCUGAUUUUCUGGCGUUGUGUUACCUACAGUAAGUGUCGUCUUACCUGGAUAAUAUUCUGAUACCAUUUAUCUCCACUGCCUUCACACCUGGACACAUCGGUGAGUCUUUGCAAAGGCAGAUAUUAAUCCAGUCACAUCUACCUAACAAUCGCAGACACAUGCACAAAACACAUUCUGUUUGUCAACCGGACCAACUUCUUUAAAUCAUGCAUAUUCAAAUAUUUAUACUUGUCCUAAGCACACACAUUGAAUUUUGAGCAUUAGAGCAACUAAUAAUCUUUGAACAAAUAAUAAUAUGAAUAACCUUUAUGUAGCAUCUUUCUUAAACAGUGUUUACAAAGUGCUUUGAAAUGUUUAUUAUCGAGCAAUGUAUUUUCUUGGGUAAAUAAUCAGGUUAGACAGAGGAAUGAGUUAAAGCUCUCAUUGGGAUAUUAGAAUGUCUUGAUGCCUUGUUAUGCACAUUGUAUAUCUGAAACUUUAUCACUUCAUUCAGUUCUUAAAGCACACGUAGCGAGUAAAUGAUCCGCGAUCAUUAGGAGGAGGAGGGGAUUCUGUUUGGUUGCACGUUCAGUAGACAUGCUGGUAAAUCCUCAAAUUCUAUUUUUCGCCUCCAAAAAUUUAAUUUCAAAGUUUGGAGAAACGUUUGGUUGCAGUCAGGCUGUGAGAGGCUCCUGUAGGAAAAUGCAUCAUCAAUAUUCUUGCAGAGAUUGUACUGUCCUAACCGAUGCCACUCUCACCGAAGAAGCCUUUUUACGCCAUCACUUCAGAUAUGACUCGCUGCAUGAGCUGCCUGCAGUUGAAACGUCAAAUGAUUUUCAUCUGAAACAGCAGAUCCAACGUCUACCUGUGCACUUUAACCAUUAAUGCCUAAUAUACAUGUUCUGUAAAGUAUGGUAUUUUUAUUUCUGUCAUACACUGUUUUUUAAUUUAUGGAAUGAAGUUAUGUAAUAUUUUGUAAAUAGCAGGAAUAAAUGAUGUGAUUCUUGUUC